This is a messenger RNA of Ziziphus jujuba (common jujube), 2285 nucleotides long. RefSeq names its product aluminum-activated malate transporter 12-like. The transcript has 6 exons. The record is from RefSeq and is a predicted model, not a curated record. Gene Ontology annotation, cellular component: plant-type vacuole membrane. The coding region runs from base 357 to 1973 and encodes 538 amino acids. Gene Ontology annotation, biological process: malate transport. Lineage: Eukaryota; Viridiplantae; Streptophyta; Magnoliopsida; Rosales; Rhamnaceae.
GUCACAACCUGCCCAAUAUAGAAUUCUGAGGCUGUCACAAACUUCACAGACAAAACCAAAAAAAAAACGAAAAGAAAAACAACUCUCAAAACCAGUCACAAAAGCAAAUCAUCACCAUCAUAAACAUUUAUUUAUUCAUAUCCUUCCCUAUUAUGCUUAUGCCUCCUGCAUGCUACUGCUUCAUGAAGUACUAAUUAUCACUAUCAAAAUUUUCCUGAAAAAACCAUCUGGCUUUGUUUCACUUGGAUUUUUGCUAUUUUUCUCCACAAUAAUUCAAAACUAGUUGAGCUUGUUAAUUACCUAGCCUUGUUGAUUUGUCUAGUUCUGUGUUUUUUUUUUUGGUAUCAAAGAAAAAUAUGUUUCGUAAGGUUCAUGCUGGCAUGGAGAUGGAAAUGUCUGGAAAUGGGGAGUCUGGGAAAGAAAUGGUGAAUAGUGAAAAGAGUUACAUGCAAGUGUUUGUUGAGAAGACUAAAAGAUAUCCAGGUUUGGUAUGGAAGACUAUAUGGAAGGUGGGAAAAGAAGACCCUAGAAGGGUGAUUCAUGCUCUGAAAGUAGGUCUGUCAUUGACACUGGUUUCUUUAUUAUAUCUGAUGGAACCAUUGUUUGAAGGGGUUGGACAGAAUGCUAUUUGGGCUGUCAUGACUGUGGUUGUGGUGCUCGAGUUCACUGCAGGGGCAACCUUGUGCAAAGGGCUGAACAGAGGACUUGGAACCUUGUUAGCAGGAUCAUUGGCAUUUUUCAUCGAGUAUAUUGCCAAUGAUUCCGGUCAUACUCUUCGAGCUGUUUUCAUUGGAGCUGCAGUCUUCCUUAUAGGAGCUGCAGCCACAUACAUGAGGUUCUUUCCCUAUAUAAAGAAGAAUUUCGACUACGGCGUUGUCAUAUUUCUGUUGACAUUUAAUCUGAUUACCGUGUCAAGCUACCGUGUAGACAAUGUGCUGAAGCUUGCUCAUGACAGAUUCUAUACCAUUGCAAUAGGCUGUGGAAUAUGCCUGCUAAUGAGUCUACUUAUAUUUCCAAAUUGGUCAGGAGAAGACCUGCACAAUUCCACAGUUUUCAAGCUCGAAGGCUUAGCAAAGUCCAUAGAAGCCUGUGUGAAUGAGUAUUUCAGUGAUGCUGAAAUAAAAGAAGAAACUCAUGAUAAAACGAAGGAGGAUCCUAUAUAUAAAGGUUUCAAGGCUGUUUUAGACUCAAAAUCAAAUGAUGAGACCAUGGCUCUACAUGCAAGUUGGGAACCAAGGCAUUCUAGACAUUGUUAUAGAUAUCCAUGGCAGCAGUAUGUUAAAUUGGGAGCAGUUCUUCGCAAUUUCGGAUACACUGUUGUAGCUCUGCAUGGAUGCUUGAGAACUGAAAUUCAGACCCCACGAUCUGUUCGAGCUCUAUUUAAGGAUCCCUCUGUUCGACUUGCCAGAGAAGUAUCAAAAGGACUAAUGGAACUAGCCAAUAGCAUAAGAAGUCGCCGCCAUUGUUCCCCUGAGAUACUCUCUGAUCAUCUCCAUGAAGCUUUACAAGACCUCAACAAUGCCAUAAAAUCCCAACCAAGACUAUUCCUUGGCUCCAACAGCAACCAAGCAACCAACAUGCUAGCCCUGGCUGCUGCACACGCCAGCCAAAAGCAUGGCUCCGGUAUCUCAUUAUCAAGCGUGAAAACAGACUCCUCAGCACUACUAGAAUGGAAAUCGAAAAGGGUCUCCGAGCAAUCAAAGGAAAAUGAAAGAAAAGUUUUGAGACCACAAGUAAGCAAAAUUGCAAUCACUAGCCUUGAGUUCUCAGAGGCACUUCCUUUUGCUGCUUUCGCAUCUUUGCUAGUGGAGACAGUGGCAAAGCUUGAUCAUGUUAUAGAAGAAGUUGAAGAAUUGGGAAGGUUAGCAUGCUUCAAAGAGUAUGAACAUGGUGAUGAGCAUAUUACAGUGACUUGUGAGAUACCGAGAGUUGAUGUUUCUCAGAAUCAUUUGGCUUCUCAUGGAGCAGACUAAUGGGUAUAUUGGUUUAGGAUCAUACAUGCUGUUGUUUGCAGUGGCUGGCUUUUACUUGGAAUUGAAGUUUUAGAUUUGUAAUCUAGGUGGCAUUUUACGUGAUUCAUAUCUAUAUAUCACAGAAUAAUUAAGCCAAAAGUAAUUUUGGGAUGAGAGCUAUUGAUUUUCUAGCUGAUUUAGAUUAGUAUUUGGGUUUUAAACAUAUUCGUUUGUUUUCAUUACACAUAGAGAUUUUAUUUUAUUCUAUUUUAAUUUUUUUUUAAAACUCAUUGGACAUGGAGAUUUAUUAAUAAAAUCUUACAACAUUUUCCA